AUGGAAACCAGCGCGCCUCCGCAACACCACCGGAGCAACGCACCUUCUUCUCCAUGGCAGCAGCGAACGCGAGCAUCCAUCACGCCACCACCAUCUCCAUCGAGCCUCGCGCAGAACGCCACUGUUCCGCCACCAUCUUCCACCAUCGCGACGCCAUUUUCAUCUCCUCCGCGAAGCUUCUCCACAACGCGUCAGCCAUGGCAGCCACCGAGAGCGAACCAGAACACCGCCAUCUCCAUCUUCUCCGCGUUUCUGACCACCGCGAGGAGGCACUCACAACCUCUGCAACGCACCUCCGCGCACGGCCACCACGAACAGCAACGCCUCUUCACCACCUGUUCUGCAGCACCAUCUUCGCGUGAACCAGUGCCACCACUGCACCUGCAACCAUCGCGCCCACCGGAGAAGCCACCACGCCGUCGCAGCAGCUUCCACACGAACCUUGCACUUCUCUGCAGCCAAAAGAGUGUGAGAGUGAAACCCUAA
This is a messenger RNA of Vigna unguiculata (cowpea), 486 nucleotides long. Lineage: Eukaryota; Viridiplantae; Streptophyta; Magnoliopsida; Fabales; Fabaceae. The record is from RefSeq and is a predicted model, not a curated record.